Vicia villosa (hairy vetch) is the source of this 762-nucleotide messenger RNA. RefSeq lists its product as uncharacterized. NCBI's taxonomy places the organism in Eukaryota, Viridiplantae, Streptophyta, Magnoliopsida, Fabales, Fabaceae. The record is from RefSeq and is a predicted model, not a curated record. The transcript is spliced from 3 exons. The coding region runs from base 1 to 762 and encodes 253 amino acids.
AUGUUUAAAAUAUUGUCUCGUCGGGAUUCCUCAGCGAUUCUACACACUCUUGAUUUUCACCGCUAUGCAAUUAGGACGCGUCACCGAGUUAAAUUGAUUAUAAAUUAUGCAGUUUCACACAAUGUCCGACAUUUAGACAUAUAUCUCAAAUGUCGUUUUGAACAAUUUCCCCGUUGCUUAUUUUCAUGUUGCACUUUAACUUCUCUUAAACUUUCUGUUUCCCUCCCUCAAAUGUAUAGUAAGAGAGUGUGUUUCCCUAAUUCUCUGAAUUUGCCGGCAUCAACCAGCUUGUCUCUAAAGUCAUUCUGCUUUCGUGUCGGCGAUGAUGGACGCGUUGAGCCUUUUUCCACUUUAAACAACUUGAAUACCUCUUUCGAAAUUGAGCUAUCAGCCCCAAGUCUUAUUACAUUUAAUUUUAAGGGUAUUCCUCUUCAAAAACUCCGUCGGAGCAAUGGCAAUCUCUCCACCGUCAAGCAUGUAAGUUUUGAUGUCGAUAAUUGGUUAUAUAGGGCUGCUACUCCUUUGGUUCUACUCAACUGGCUGGUUGAGCUUGCUAGUAUCGAAUCGUUGACAAUUACUUCAACUACUCUUCAGGCUCUUUCCCUUGUUCCCGAUUUAUUGAAGUCUGAGUUCUCUUCCUUGUGUAACUUGAAGUUGUUGAAAGUAAAGAAGAAAUAUUCUUUAUCCGUACUCGAUGAUGGAUUAGUGGAGUUUUUGCUUCAAAACUCACCCUCAGCAGAGGUUAAAAUUGUUGAUUAUUGA